AUGAAGCAGCGAUUCUCCUCCCUCGAUCUGCAGAUAAUAACGCACGAGCUCUCGCACGCCCUUCUAAACCACCGACUGAGCAAUCUGUACGAUCUCACCACACGUAUCUUCCUUUUGAAGUUCUCUCGCGGCGCCUCCAAGCACCUUCUGGUGAUCGACUCCGGCUUCCGCGCGCACCUGACGCAGUUCACGCGCGAGACGUCGCCGACUCCUAGCGCGUUCACGCAGAGGCUGCGGAAGUUCCUGCGCACACGACGGGUCACGGGUGUGGCCCAGCUCGGCGUUGAUAGAGUGCUGAGGCUGGAGUUUAGUGACGGGCUGUACUGCCUGUACCUCGAGUUCUUUGCCGGCGGGAAUGUGGUCCUUACGGAUAAGGAGGCGAGGAUUUUGGCGGUGCUGAGGGUCGUCCCGCCCGGGGAGGGGGUGCAGGAGUGUAGGAUUGGCGCGGUUUAUGAGGCUGGUGGGAAGGUGGGUGGGGGUACGGUUACGAGGGAGCACGUGGUCGAGGUGCUUACGGAGGCGGUAAGGGCAGCGGAGGUGCAGCGGCAGGAGGAGGGGGAGGAGAAGCCGACGGCGGCGCAGGUGAAAGGGAAGAAGUUCCAGCGCAAGAAGAAGAAGGUCGACAGUGCGCUGAAGCGCGUGCUCGGUGCGCGGCUGUCGGAGUUCUCGCCGGUGCUGAUUGAGCACGCGCUGCUUGGGGCGGGGGUGGACCCGGCGGUGAAGGCGGCUGAGGUGCUGGCGAGCGGGGACUUGUUGGCGAAGGUGGUGGAGGCGUUUAGAGAGGCGGAGGGAAUUGUCAAAGAGCUCACGACGGGAGAGGGAACGAGGAGGGGGUAUAUCAUCGCUAAACAGCCGCAGGAUGUCAAGGAUGAGCCGAAGAAGGAGGCGGAAGAGGAUGAGGAAGAGAAGAAAACGGUUACGUUUGGAAGCGCGGAGGCGGUCGAGUCGGCAGGUUCGCAGGAGGUGCAGCUGGAGGGCGUGGCGAAGGGGCUGGUCUUUGACGAUUUUCAUCCCUUCCUCCCGCGGCAGUUUGUUGGUGUUCCCGGGCUCACGACGCUGGAAUAUGAGGGGUUCAACAAGACGGUGGAUACGUUUUUCUCCUCGAUCGAGGCGCAGAAGCUCGAGAGCCGGCUGAGGGAGCGGGAGGCGGCAGCGGUCAAGCGGCUAGAGGCGGCGAGAACAGAUCAUAAAAAGCGUGUGGAGGGACUACGGGAUGUGCAGGAUCUCAAUGUGCGCAAGGCAGAAGCUCUCGAGGCGAAUUCCAUGCGUGUUGAGGAGGCGAUCGCCGCGGUGAAUGGGCUGGUGAAUCAGGGCAUGGAUUGGGUGCAGAUUGCGCGGUUGGUUGAGGGCGAGCAGAAGAGGGGGAAUGCGGUGGCCGAACUGAUACAGCUCCCGCUGAAGCUGUAUGAUAAUCGGAUAACACUGAAGCUACGCGAGUCGAGUGGCCAAGAUGAGCCAAAGGAGGGGAAGUUUGUGGGAUUCAGCGACGAUGAGGACGAGACCGACGAGGAGGAGGAGGUGGACGAGGAUGAUGAUUCCCAGAAGUCGCAGACACUCUCAAUCGACGUCGACCUCGCCCUCACCGCCUACGCCAACGCCCGAUCCUAUUACGACCAAAAACGCACCGCGGCCGAGAAAGAAACCAAGACCCUCCAGUCCUCCGCCAAAGCGCUCAAAUCCACCGAACGCAAGAUCACCGCAGACCUCAAAAAGGGCCUCAAGAAUGAAAAGCAGCUUCUCCGUCCAGUCCGCAUUCCACUGUGGUUCGAGAAAUUUCUCUUCUUCAUCUCGAGCGAUGGAUACCUCGUCCUCGGCGGCAGAGACGCACAGCAGAAUGACAUCAUCUACAAGCGGUACUUCAAGCGUGGCGAUGUUUACGUUCACGCGGAUAUCCAGGGUGCUGCGACUAUCUUUGUCAAGAAUAAUCCUGCCACGCCCAACGCGCCGAUUCCCCCGUCUACUCUCCAGCAGGCAGGAACGCUGUCGGUAUCCAUGAGUCAGGCAUGGGAUUCGAAGGCGGUUAUGUCCGCUUGGUGGGUUGGCUUCGAUCAGAUUGCGAAGACGGCUCCGUCGGGAGAGUACCUACCUGUUGGCAUCUUUCAUGCCAAGGGCAGCAAGAACUUCCUACCGCCGGCACACCUCAUACUAGGCUAUGGAGUCCUGUGGAGAGUCGACGAGGAGAGCAAGAAGAGGCACGUGCGGCACCGUAUUGGGGAGCCGAGCGAGGCUAAACCGGAACAACAGGAGCAACGGGAGGAAAAGAAUGCCAGUGAUGAUGAUGAGGACGAUGUCAAGAAUGACAUUGUCAGCGAUGACGAUGGGGAGUUUCCAGAUGUCAAACGGGAUUCCGAUGUUGAGGAUGAGCCUGAGGAUGAGUGGUUCCCGGAUGUUAAACCGAACUAUGGAAGCGAUGUCGAUGAUGAGGAAGUCCACGGGGACGAAGAUCAGGAACCGGCAAAGGGUGACGACGAUGAGGAACAGAGUCAGCCGGAGGAGGAGAACGUACCGGUAAAGCUAGAGGACAUGACACUUGAGGACUUCCUCACCCCACGCAAGGCACCAGUGAAAGCGAAGAGUGCGGCGUCCGCACCAUCACAAGCUGAGAGGGAAGGAGCACCAUCACCAUCACCCGCCUUAACGCCACAUCUCUCAGCCAAGCAGCGUCGGGACCUCAAGAAGGGAAAGCUCGUCCCCAAUCCCGCCCCUGCGUCUUCCCAAGAGCCUAGCCGGUCUUCAACACCUUCUCAGGGGCCCACUUCCUCGACCAAGCCGCUCCCCCGCGGUAAAAAGGCCAAAGCCAAGCGCGCCGCGGUGAAAUACUCCCUCCAAGACGAAGAGGACCGCGAGCUAGCGCUUUCGCUCCUCGGCGUAGCCUCCAAAACCUCUGCGGCCCCCACCGCCGAGGAAGAAGCACCCAAGGAGACCCCAGAGCAGCGGAAGACCCGCCUACGCGAACAACACCAACGCGCGCAGGCCGUCGGUCUUGCCGAAGAAGCCCGCCGCCACCAACAAGGCGCCGACGACGCGGAAGACGAUGAAGAGGGCGACGUGGAAACCCCGCUCGACUCACUCGUUCCCGACCCGUACGACGACGAUGUCCUGCUCGACGCUAUCCCCGUGUGCGCGCCCUGGGGCGCUAUGGGCCGCUACAAGUACCGCGUCAAGCUCCAGCCGGGCGCCCAGAAGAAGGGGAAGGCGGUUAGAGAGGUGCUGCAUGGCUGGAUUGGAGAUAAGGGCCGCAUGCGCGGCAAGGAGAAGGAUCUGGUCACCGGAUGGAAAGAGACCGAGGCGAUUGCGUGUGUGGGCGUGGGCAAGGUUAAGGUGUUUGGUGAGGCGGGCAAAGGUGCUGGCGGCGGGAAUGCAAAGGCGAAGGGAAAUCCGGCUAGGGGUGCCGCGAAGAAGAGUACGAGGAAGAAGUAGACUACAUGGGCAGGUAGAUGC
This is a messenger RNA of Tricharina praecox, 3441 nucleotides long. RefSeq lists its product as uncharacterized. The coding region runs from base 1 to 3420 and encodes 1139 amino acids. The record is from RefSeq and is a predicted model, not a curated record. Gene Ontology annotation, biological process: rescue of stalled cytosolic ribosome; ribosome-associated ubiquitin-dependent protein catabolic process. Gene Ontology annotation, molecular function: tRNA binding; ribosomal large subunit binding. Gene Ontology annotation, cellular component: RQC complex. Lineage: Eukaryota; Fungi; Ascomycota; Pezizomycetes; Pezizales; Pyronemataceae. The transcript has 2 exons.